Messenger RNA from Penicillium malachiteum, 1311 nucleotides. RefSeq lists its product as uncharacterized. Gene Ontology annotation, biological process: transmembrane transport. The record is from RefSeq and is a predicted model, not a curated record. The transcript has 5 exons. Lineage: Eukaryota; Fungi; Ascomycota; Eurotiomycetes; Eurotiales; Aspergillaceae. Gene Ontology annotation, molecular function: transmembrane transporter activity. The coding region runs from base 1 to 1311 and encodes 436 amino acids.
AUGGAGAAGGCAGAUGACACCUAUGACAGUCAAGGGACUAUCGAAGAGGUAUUCUUUUCCCCAAAUUCAACUGUUACACCCGAUUCUUCUUCAAGCGACGCUUCGUUGCGCGAAUCCAACCCCAAGCCAGACACGGCUCCCUCGCAACUGGGUCCUCGCACCAUCACAGGAACCCAUGCCACCAUCGCCGCAGAUGUGCAAUCGAAGGUCGUUGAGAUCGGAUUCGGAUUUCCACUCGGAUCUGUGUCGGUAAUCUGUGUGUGUGAUGCUCUUUACGCACGCUUCAACAUGAAAUGGUCGUACCUGGAGUCAACAUUACUGUUCGCGGCAGGCUCAGCGCUAUACGGUGCAGCUCCCAACAUGGCAUCCUUGAUUGUUGGGCGCGUCAUUGCCGGGGCUGGUGGCAGUGGGCUCUAUAUGGAUUGUCUCAAUCUUUUCACCAGUUUCACUACUCCCCAUGAGCGCGGUGUCUAUAUCACCGGUACAGCCGUCUUCACCCCAGUUACCAUGAUAUGCAUGCCCUCUAUCAACCCGGGAGCUAGUACACUUCUGUUUAAUCGUCUACGUCGUCUUGACUGGGUGGGAUUUGUACUCGAGGCUGGGACCUGGAUGGCAUUUACAAUGGCAUUCACUAUGGCUGGAGGGAAAUGGCUUUGGAAUGACUGGGUCACAAUGAUUGUGGUUUUUGUGGUACUCUGUCACUUCACUUUCAUUAUUGUGCACUAUAUUCCCAUCUACUUCCAAUUUCUGCAUGGGGACUCAGCGCUAGAUGCGGCGGUGCGAUUACUUCCCUAUAUUGUUGUGACUGUACUACUCAACCUGAGGGCUGGCUCGCUCGUCGCGCGCGUGAAGUACUACAAACCGGUAUACUGUGUCUCGGCUGUCUUCAUAGUUCUAGGUGGCGUGCUACUGACGGUCUAUUUGAAACCCGACACGAAUGAGGGCUACAUCUAUGGCUUCACGGUUCUCACGGGAGUUGGUUCUGGUCUCACCCUACAGCUUAGCUACGCCGUUGCCAGCCUCAGAGCUCCUGGUCAGGAAAACGGCGCGCUCUGCCUGCAGAAUAUUGCACAGAUUGGUGGCUCUGUCAUAGCCCUUGUGAUUGCUGGCCAGAUCUAUCAGACUUACGCCCGCAAUGGGCUGACGACAGUUCUCGCCGGCACCGGCUAUAUGUCGACUGAUAUUCAGAGUAUCGUGGCUGGAGCUCAGAGCUCCUUGUUUGAGGAUCUCGAUGCUGAAAACAACUUGAAGAUUGCGGCCAUUACCGCCAUCACCACUGCUAUGCAAAAAGUUUCCAAAGUUUCAUUCUAA